UUGAUUUUAAAAUUAUAUGCCCUAUGUUCUAGAAUUUUUGUUUUUUUUCUUUAUUUUCUUUAUUUAACAAUCUUUCGCUCUCAAUCUUUUCCGACGAGUAGGUAGGCUUUCCAAAUUCCAAUGCCCUUUAUGCCCAUUCAAGCAAGCAAACCAAAAGACCUCCUUGUCAAACGUCACUAGGCGCGUGAAAGAAUCCGAGUGUACACACACUAUGAGAAGGUCGUCAAGUCCCAGUACGUUCGAAGAACCAUAUUCUUGAGUGCUUGGUGUCGAGUCCUGAGUGGUGACUAGUCUCGUCUGGUUUCUUAGCUUAGCAAAAGAAACAAAGAAACGAAGAAAGAAAGUAACCAAACUGCCCUUUCACCCCAACCAUUUUGCUUUGGACGACUCAACCACGGUUUUCUUGUGUCCGGUGGUUUUGACUGAAAACACCCCAAAUGCCAAAAGCCAAUCUUGAAAACAACUCCACCUCCCCAGUCUUCACAUCAUUCCCCCACUGCUCUUACGGCUACUGCUGCCGCCUCAUAGCCACCUCUCUCCUCUACCUCCACCUCUUCACCGCCACAAACCCAGUUCAAGAAAUAAAGAGGGAUAGGGAAUAAAGUACUAGAAAGUUACUCUUGUCCCCUUUAAAAUUUUGAGUAGUGCUUUUGUCAUCAUGGCUGAUAGCGAUAGGGACCAUCUCGGAGCAGGAGGAACCAGCACUACUAGUUUCUCUCAGUUGCUGUUUUCCGAUGAUGAUAGCGUUGUUGGUAUUGAUAUGGGCCAUGCCCUUCACUACACUUCUUCUUCCACUGCCACUGGAAAGCCUUCUAAAAUGAUCUGCUUCGAAGGCUUUCACCAUCUUCAGGAAAACCAACCUGAUACUAAUGUUCAUCAACGUAGCGAGCCCACGACAAGCACUCUUCAGAAGUCUUCUGGGGUCACAUGCAGUGACUCCUCUUCUACUUCUUCUGCCAACAACAGCAGCAGCAAAAAUGUCAAUGUCAACACUGCCUCAAGAUCAAAUGUAAAGAGAAAAAGAAAUGGGACAGGCCAACAACCUGUGCAGUGCACUGCGGCCAUAGCAAGAACUGCUUUAACAAAUACCAGGACAUGUAAAAAGGCCAAAACAGAGAAUCUCAUUUCCCCUACCUAUCCAAAGGUGAGAAAAGAGACGCUAGGAGAACGAAUCACUGCAUUGCAGCAGCUUGUAUCACCCUUUGGAAAAACUGAUACGGCAUCAGUUCUACAUGAAGCGAUGGGAUAUAUCAAGUUCCUUCAAGAGCAGGUUCAGGCGCUGUGCUCUCUGUACCUGCAACAUCUACCUAAGAGCGAAGAAAAUGGAGAAGAAUCAAGAAAGGACAUGAGUAGCAGGGGAUUGUGUCUGGUACCAGUGGAAUGGACCCUACAAGUAGCAAGCAGCAAUGGUGCAGAUUACUGGUCACCUGCAAUGUGCAACAAUUUUUCACCUCCAUUAACAACCAAGCACUAUCAGUGAAUCCAUCCACCUGUCCAUCAACUCAUAAUUUUUUACAAUUGAGGAUCAACAAGUUAAAAAUAGGGGAAGCUUUUGACUGCUAUUUUUGGUGUAGAUUAGGUGACAAAGUAGGAAAGGAAAGGAAGGAUCUUUCCUUGGUAGUUUAUGGUAAGAAAAUACAAGUGGGUUUUAGGGUGGGAAGUGUGUUUUUGGCGAAAAUAUUCAUUUUGCUCCUGUACUUAUUAUUAGGUGAGUUUAAUUUAAUUUAU
This is a messenger RNA of Hevea brasiliensis (rubber tree), 1728 nucleotides long. Its product is annotated as transcription factor bHLH113. Gene Ontology annotation, cellular component: nucleus. Lineage: Eukaryota; Viridiplantae; Streptophyta; Magnoliopsida; Malpighiales; Euphorbiaceae. The transcript has 5 exons. The record is from RefSeq and is a predicted model, not a curated record. Gene Ontology annotation, biological process: regulation of transcription by RNA polymerase II. Gene Ontology annotation, molecular function: DNA-binding transcription factor activity, RNA polymerase II-specific; RNA polymerase II cis-regulatory region sequence-specific DNA binding; protein dimerization activity. Bases 659 to 1480 code for a protein of 273 amino acids.